UGCAAGCUUCUGAGCUGUAUCACUGUUGUAGAAUACUGUAAGCUAUUGUCUUGUCUCAGAAUCUUACUGUUUGUAAGCUCAGAGACUACUCGUUUUGUUCCUAGGAGGUUUGAGGGGUUGCUUCAAACAUGAUAACAUCUGCCGCUGGUAUAAUCUCCCUGUUGGACGAGGAUGAGCCCCAGCUGAAGGAGUUUGCUCUCCACAAGCUGAACUCCAUUGUCAAUGAUUUCUGGGCUGAGAUUUCUGAGUCAGUUGAUAAAAUUGAAGUCCUGUAUGAAGACGAGUCUUUCCGUAGCAGAGAGUUUGCUGCAUUGGUUGCGUCUAAAGUGUUUUACCACCUUGGAGCUUUUGAGGAGUCCUUAAAUUAUGCCUUGGGUGCCGGAGACCUUUUCAAUGUCAAUGAUGACUCUGAGUAUGUGGAGACCAUUAUUGCAAAGUGCAUUGACCAUUAUACCAAGCUGCGUGUGGAGAACGCUGAGCUGCCAGAUGACGAAGAGAAGAAGAGCAUCGACCCUCGACUGGAGGGCAUUGUCAACAAGAUGUUCCAGCGUUGCCUGGGAGACCACAAGUACAAGCAGUCUAUUGGGAUUGCUCUUGAGACAAGGCGCCUGGACAUGUUUGAGAAAACCAUUUUAGAUUCGAAUGAUGUGAGUGGCCUACUUGCCUACAGCCUGAAGAUCUGCAUGUCACUGAUGCAGAACAAGAAAUUUCGUAACGAUGUGCUUAGAGUGCUGGUUAAACUCUAUAUGAACCUGGAGAAGCCUGACUUCAUCAACGUUUGCCAGUGCCUGAUAUUCCUGGAUGAUCCCCAGGCAGUGAGUGACAUCCUGGAGAAGCUGGUGAAGGAGGACAAUCUCCUCAUGGCCUACCAGAUCUGCUUUGACCUGUAUGAGAGUGCCAGCCAACAGUUCCUCUCCUCUGUCAUCCAGAACUUGAGAACAGUGGGCACCCCCAUUCCCUCUGUGCCUGGCUCCACCAAUACUGGCACAGUACCCACACAGGAGAAAGACAGUGAUUCCAUGGACACUGACGACAAGGCUGGCAGUUCCCCUGCUGGAAAACCAUCUGAGAAGGACGAGCCAAAAGACCAGAACUCGAAGAUGAUUCGCAUUUUAAGUGGUGAAAUGGCCAUUGAGCUGCAUCUCCAGUUCCUCAUUCGAAACAACAAUACAGACCUAAUGAUCCUCAAAAACACAAAGGAUGCGGUUCGAAAUUCAGUAUGCCACACGGCGACGGUCAUAGCCAACUCCUUCAUGCACACGGGGACGACGAGUGACCAGUUCCUUAGGGAGAAUCUGGAGUGGCUUGCGAGAGCUACAAACUGGGCCAAGUUCACAGCCACAGCCAGCCUUGGUGUCAUACACAAGGGCCAUGAGAAAGAGGCACUGCAGUUAAUGGCCACUUACUUGCCUAAAGACACCUCUCCUGGUUCAGCCUACCAAGAAGGUGGAGGACUGUAUGCCCUGGGACUGAUCCACGCCAACCAUGGCGGUGACAUCAUCGACUAUCUUCUCAGCCAGCUCAAAAGUGCCAGUAAUGAUAUUGUCCGUCACGGUGGAGGCCUGGGCCUUGGGUUAGCUGCCCUUGGCACUGCCCGUCAGGACGUCUAUGAUGUGCUCAAGUCUAAUCUUUACCAGGAUGAUGCAGUUACAGGUGAGGCAGCAGGCCUGGCUCUUGGCCUGGUUAUGCUGGGCUCUAAAUCGGCUCAGGCCAUAGAGGACAUGGUGGGCUACGCUCAGGAGACCCAACACGAGAAGAUCCUGCGGGGGCUGGCAGUGGGUAUCGCCCUGGUCAUGUACGGCAGGAUGGAGGAGGCCGACACCCUCAUCGAGAGCCUCUGCAGAGACAAGGACCCCAUCCUGAGACGUUCAGGAAUGUACACAGUGGGCAUGGCGUACUGCGGCUCCGGGAACAACAAGGCCAUCCGCCGCCUGCUCCAUGUAGCUGUGAGUGACGUGAACGAUGAUGUUCGGAGAGCAGCAGUGGAGUCGAUUGGAUUCAUUCUCUUCAGGACUCCAGAACAAUGUCCCAGUGUGGUUUCCCUCCUGUCUGAGAGCUAUAACCCUCAUGUACGCUGUGGGGCUGCCAUGGCCUUGGGCAUCUGCUGUGCCGGCACUGGAAACAAGGAAGCCAUAAAUCUCCUGGAGCCAAUGACCAACGAUCCGGUUAACUACGUGAGACAGGGAGCACUCAUCGCCUCCGCUCUCAUCAUGAUACAGCAGACAGAGGUCACCUGUCCAAAGGUUAACCAGUUCAGGCAGCUGUAUUCUAAGGUCAUUAAUGACAAGCACGAUGACGUGAUGGCUAAGUUUGGUGCUAUCUUGGCUCAGGGUAUCCUGGAUGCAGGUGGUCGUAAUGUCACCAUCUCUCUGCAGUCACGUACGGGUCACACACACAUGCCGUCUGUGGUGGGCCUGCUUGUGUUCACUCAGUUCUGGUUCUGGUUCCCUCUGUCUCACUUCCUUUCUCUGGCCUUCACACCAACCGCCAUCAUCGGCCUCAACAAGGAUCUGAAGAUGCCCAAAGUUCAGUAUCGCUCCAACUGUAAGCCCUCGACAUUUGCCUACCCACCAGCACUGGAAGUGCCCAAAGAGAAAGAGAAGGAGAAGGUUUCGACCGCCGUUCUCUCUAUCACCGCUAAAGCUAAGAAGAAGGAAAAAGAAAAGGAGAAGAAAGAGAAAGAGGAGGAAAAGAUGGAAGUGGAAUUAGAGGCUGAGAAGGAAAAGAAAGAUGAAGAUAAAGACAAAGAUAAGGAGAAGAAGAAAGAAGCGGAGCCCAACUUCCAGCUGUUGGAGAACCCAGCUCGAGUGAUGCCUGCCCAGCUCAAAGUGCUCACCAUGCCCGAGGCCUGCCGUUACCAGCCCUUCAAACCACUCCACACGGGCGGCAUUAUCAUCUUGAAAGACACCAGUGAGGAAGAGGAGGAGCUGGUGGAGCCAGUCUCUGCGCACGGCCCCAAGAUCGAGGAGGAAGAGCAGGAACCUGAGCCUCCAGAGCCUUUUGAGUACAUUGAUGAAUGAGCUUUCCCGCCUCAAAGGUGGUGUUAAGGAUUCUACGAGACCCCAGCAUGUACCUCUUUAAGGUCCACUCCCAACCCUCAACCCUUCCUCCCCUCAUUUUCCCCUUCUUUUACAUGUUCCUUCCUCAACUUGGGCCCCACUGCCUCAAGAGGAAUGUCUUACAUUAUCAUUUUCUGUG
This is a messenger RNA of Chanos chanos (milkfish), 3198 nucleotides long. It is a transcript of the gene psmd1, whose product is annotated as proteasome 26S subunit, non-ATPase 1. The transcript is spliced from 25 exons. Gene Ontology annotation, cellular component: nucleus; proteasome complex; proteasome regulatory particle, base subcomplex. The record is from RefSeq and is a predicted model, not a curated record. Bases 129 to 3020 code for a protein of 963 amino acids. Gene Ontology annotation, molecular function: enzyme regulator activity. Lineage: Eukaryota; Metazoa; Chordata; Actinopteri; Gonorynchiformes; Chanidae. Gene Ontology annotation, biological process: proteasome-mediated ubiquitin-dependent protein catabolic process; regulation of protein catabolic process.